AUGAAGAUUUACAAAGGGGUCGGUCUGAUAGAGUGCGGUAUACAAUGCUUUGUGCUAAAUCCAGCAUGUGUCGCUGUCUUGUACAGCAAGAGAUUAUCGUCUUGUAAACUGUUGAAAUGUUACCUGACUGAAUUAUCGAUAAACAGGACAAGUGCAGAAGUUGGAUGGGAAUAUUGGUUUCAGAAUAAUUUUUGCCCUGUCGGAUGGGUACCCUUUGAUGGACAUUGCUAUAUUCUCAGCCACACAAUGAUGAACUGGACCGAUGCCAAGGCGCAAUGUGAACUUCUUGAAGCGCACCUUGUUGAAAUAGGUUCUAUGGCAGAAAAUACAUGGAUUUUGGAGGCGCUCAUAUUACCUUGGAAUACAAUGGAGUGUUCCAUUUGGUAUCAAUGCUGUAAGACCUGGAUUGGGGCAACAGACAUGGAUAACGAAGGCAAUUUUACUUGGAAUCGCAAAAUAGCGGUCGAUUUUACAAACUGGUACACAGAUCAGCCCGAUAACCUCCUAAAAGUAGACACAAAUGGGAAUAUAAUAGGACAACAUUGUGCUCUAUUUUGCCGGGAUGGAUUCUGGGAUGACAAUCGUUGCUUAAUGAAGAAGACUUUUAUCUGUGAAAAAGAGUGA
This is a messenger RNA of Saccostrea cuccullata (small rock oyster), 624 nucleotides long. RefSeq names its product lectin BRA-3-like. The coding region runs from base 1 to 624 and encodes 207 amino acids. The transcript has 4 exons. NCBI's taxonomy places the organism in Eukaryota, Metazoa, Mollusca, Bivalvia, Ostreida, Ostreidae. The record is from RefSeq and is a predicted model, not a curated record. Gene Ontology annotation, molecular function: signaling receptor activity.